AUGGCGAGAAUCACCGGCAGAACUACUACUACCUGUGGCGAUUUCAAUCCAACACCGACAUGGGAAGAACUCAUGCACAGCAAAAACUUGGACGAACAACUAGAGCCUGAGCUGAAUCUCGAACUUCGGAAGUUCAUCCUCCACUUGAAAUUUAAAAACGCCUCCGACUACCAAGUUCGUGCCUACCUCUACGCCCCCUCCAGUGCCCUCCCUUCUGGCGUCCUCCUCAGCAGCGACAGCCUAAUAAAGGCGACCAACUGGAUUGGCUGUGUAACCGUCACAUCGGAUUAUGUGAGCCGAACGACCGGACGGCGAGAGAUCUACGUUGUCUGGCGUGGCACCAUCCAUAAUCCGGAGUGGAUUACGGAUUUUGAGGGAGCUUUCAAGAGCAAACCCGUCCGUGAUUUGCUGAAGAUCAGUACAAGAUCAGGUAGCGACGAACCGACAGUCCACGGAGGUCGGUUUGAUAUGUACACCAGGGAAACCGAUGACGAGAUCGUCCCAGGUGAAAUCAUCGGCGAUGAUAUAAUUCCUCCUGUAUCCGCCGUCGUUUUCGGUUGUCUACAUGUGAGCAAUAAGGCGUUCAAGGAAAGUGUGGAAGGUCAUUCUAACCUUAAAAUUUUGCAUGAAAAGAACAUCAAGGAUCUCAUACCGUAUUUCCCUGGCUUGCUUUUUCCUGAUAAUUUCGUUCCAACAUCUACGUCUGAGUUAAAUGUGAGUACAUGGAAGUCGCCGUACUUGGAGAAUCCUCCUGAACUGGAGAACUUUCCGGAAAAGAUCAGUGACUCUUGGGAUUUGUUGAGAAACGGUGACAAGUUGGGACUAGUUUCCAAUCAGCACAGCUUGGAGGCAACGUUGCAUGUUGUGGCUUAUUGGAAUGAUGUGAACAAGGAGUUCGAGAAUAAACCAAAGGUCGAAAGGAGCUUGGCUUUGGUGAACAAGUGUGGUAAUUAUCUAAAGGCUGACGAACAUGUACCCGGAGGGUGGUGGAAAGAUAAAAAAAAGGAUGCUGUUUGUUGGAAGUUAAACUUGUUUUUGGGCAUAAUGUUAAUUGAUUUUUGA
Molecule: messenger RNA, 1062 nt
Organism: Morus notabilis
Lineage: Eukaryota; Viridiplantae; Streptophyta; Magnoliopsida; Rosales; Moraceae
Product: phospholipase A1-IIdelta
Exons: 3
Coding region: 1-1062 (353 amino acids)
Molecular function (GO): glycerophospholipid phospholipase A1 activity
Source: RefSeq, a predicted model, not a curated record